CAGAAAGAGAAAGGAAGAUCGGAGAUGGCAUCGAAUGCGGCGGUUCCGUUCUGGAGAGCGGCGGGGAUGACAUAUAUAUCGUAUUCAAACAUUUGUGCGAAUCUCGUGAGGAAUUGUCUCAAGGAGCCUUUCAAAGCUGAAGCCCUAAAUCGCGAGAAAGUUCAUUUCUCAAUCUCCAAAUGGGCUGGUGGAAAGCCAGAGAAACCAAUUUUGCGUUCGGACACACCUGGGGUUUGAGAUUUAACAUUUGAUAUCAAGUUUUGAGUUUGGCUUUUUUCACUCCAAUUGGUCGCUGAAAUGAAGAUCCGCCAAAAAUAUCUUCAUCAUCAUCUAAAUUUAAAGAAAAUGAGGACAAACCUGGAGAUGCUUGUGUAGUUGAUUCAAGAGUAGGAUUUUCCGAUUCUGAAGAUGUAUAACCGAAACCACAUGGAUUUCUCACAUUUCUUGCAGAGGUUUCACCAUCUUUAAACUUAACAAUGUUCCACACAUGAUGGAAUUUCCAAGAUUUAUAUUUUGGAU
This is a messenger RNA of Eutrema salsugineum, 519 nucleotides long. Its product is annotated as ATP synthase subunit epsilon, mitochondrial. The transcript is spliced from 3 exons. Gene Ontology annotation, cellular component: mitochondrial inner membrane. NCBI's taxonomy places the organism in Eukaryota, Viridiplantae, Streptophyta, Magnoliopsida, Brassicales, Brassicaceae. Bases 25 to 237 code for a protein of 70 amino acids. Gene Ontology annotation, biological process: proton motive force-driven mitochondrial ATP synthesis. Gene Ontology annotation, molecular function: proton-transporting ATP synthase activity, rotational mechanism. The record is from RefSeq and is a predicted model, not a curated record.